Molecule: messenger RNA, 1164 nt
Organism: Theileria annulata
Lineage: Eukaryota; Apicomplexa; Aconoidasida; Piroplasmida; Theileriidae
Product: splicing factor (Hs SLU7 homologue), putative
Exons: 5
Coding region: 1-1164 (387 amino acids)
Biological process (GO): mRNA splicing, via spliceosome
Cellular component (GO): spliceosomal complex
Molecular function (GO): pre-mRNA 3'-splice site binding
Source: RefSeq, a predicted model, not a curated record
AUGAGUUUAUUAAAGUCCAAAUCAAGGGACGACUUAAAGCGGGACCGUGAGUUGGACGAAGCCAGGAAGGCUGGUACCGCUCCCGCCCUAAAGGAUGAGUUGGGGAAUGAUAUAAACCCUCACAUCCCUCAAUACAUUUCUAAAGCUCCUUGGUACUUAGAUCAGGGCGAACCAAGCUUGCGCCACCAGAGGGUUAGUGAGGUCCAAAAGGCACCAAUAGAUUAUGUAACACUUAGAGGCGUUAAGAACAAAGUGGCACUCAAGUUUAGGAAGGGAGCGUGCGAAAACUGUGGAGCCAUGACCCACGACUCUAAGAGCUGUGUCGAACGCCCCCGUAAAAAGGGAGCCAAAUACACAAACGAAAACAUUUGCCCAGAUGAAUAUAUCGUUGAGAACACUGAUAAAGGAUAUGAUGCAACCCGAGACCGCUGGUCUGGAUUCGACCCUUCAACUCACCUUCAAUUAGUUGAGGAGUACAGAGAUCUGGAGCAAGAGAGGGCACUGAACAAAAUCAUGAACAUUUCCAAGGAAGAUGAAUUAUCAGAUGAAGAGUCCAAAGAACACAGUGUGAUGAAUGAGACUUUUGAUUGUAAAGACGAUAAGACGAGAACUACCACAAGAAAUUUGAGAAUUAGAGAGGACACGGCUAAGUAUUUGAUUAACCUUGAUGUCAACUCUGCGUUUUAUGACCCUAAAUCUAGAUCAAUGCGCGAAGACCCUUUACUGGGUGUUAAUUGCUGUUUUAAAGGUGAUAAUUAUUAUUUCAACUCUGAAGAAACCUAUAAACCCAAAGAACUUGAGAUGUUUGCUUGGGAGAGUAAGAGUAAGGGAGUAGAUGUGGAUUUUAUCGCAAACCCAACGAAGCUGGAGAAGCUAUUCAACGAAACAAAGGAAAGGAAAGAGAAGGAAACGAAGGAAAGUAAGCAAAAAUUAAUUGAACGUUUCAAAGCAUCCGAAUAUGUCAAUAACUAUGAGGAACUUAAACCGUUAUCCAGUGUUACAAAAGAAGAUAUUAUCACAUUCAAAGAGUCGGAAUACGAGUUCGACGAGGCCAAGAUGCUGGGACAUUCCCAGAUUUGGGGUUCCUUUUACGAUGUUGAAAAGGGACUUUGGGGCUAUAAAUGCUGUAAAAUUACUAAUCGCUCACAACGCUGUAAUAUUUAA